UUUUACUGCUGAUGUUUCCAUUUUUGCUGUUUUUUUGUGUUCUUGUUUUAAUUUUUUGAAUGUGCCACGGGCCUAUAGAAAAACAGCCUUUGGAACAGGCUUUGGACACCCCUGAACUGGACCUUACUUUGGAGAAAGCCCAUAAGCAUUUGCCAAGUACAGUCAAACCUGUCUUAGCGGCCACCUUUAUAGAGAACGGCCACCUGCCUAUAGCGGCCACUGAAAAAUCCCCCGCAGCAAAUUUACAUGUUAUAGACCCUGUGUAUAGCAGUCACUUGUCUAACGCGGCCACCCAUUUUGUCUCCCUUGGUCAAUUUCUGACCGCAUAUAGUGGCCAAAUUACCGACUCAAGUAGAAGCUUCAUGCACAAAAAAGUUUUGUUUUUCAAUCAAUGAAGCCUUUUUAAUUACUGAGUCCUAGCUCAGUCACAAUCAUUCACAAGAUCCACACAAACUGUCAGUUGUUCCACAUAAAAAAGCCGUCUUCUUUUGAGCUUGCUAUUUCCUGGUCAAACAUGUAACUUUAAGAGCAUUUGCACCAAAACAUUACCGCAAAGUAGACUGGGAACAGGACGUGCUCCCAGCGACGCUACAAUAAAAAAAUAAACAUACGCUAGCAUGCAUGCGGCAGCGGGAGCAAAACUGAGUUGGGUUGUACUUAAUUGAAGUAUUUUAGAAUGUACUCACGUUAUUUUUGAUCAAUCCUCAUCCACAAAUCCAUCAAAGUCCUCAUCUUCUGUAUUUGACACAAAAAAAGCCGUCUUCUUUUCCGUUCGCUACUAGUCUGUUAACUUGUCAGUGUUAUUUAGCUCCGAAGCAAAGAAGGAAACUUCUCCUGUUGCUUCUGCCAACUUUAUUUAUUGAACGCGGCCACCAGACAGCAGGUCAGAACACACACACAUCUCUCAGCAUCUUCUCUCCUUCCUGCUUGCCCACAAGGCAAAGGUUAAACAAGCCCCACUACAUAGCUGUCCAGGAAAUGCCUGUAAGAAAUGACACCGUUUAUUUCCUGGUGUGCACUGGUCAAUACUGUAAUGCCGCUUGUUGUGGGGAAGGAGAGACUCACGUCGCCGAUGCACUUUAAUGGCUUUAUUAACAGCGGAGAACACUGCAGGACUUUACAUCCACGCCAACAUAAACACACUUCCCAACUCUCUCCAAACUCACAGCUAGCACUGAGCCUAGCUCUUCUGCUCGGGACGCCCACCGUCACUUCCUGUCACUUCCUGAUGAACUAAAGCUGUAAUGACACUCUGCCGUAUAAAAAGUAAAAUAUUAAAAACAAGCGUAAGACAUUACUAGCACAGCUUUGUUCUGUGGGUGGUGGAUAAUAACAAGCCUAGUAGUGCUGUACAACUUUUAUCUGCAGUCCCACAGUGCCCUCUACUAGUCAACAUUCAAACUGGACGCCAACCUGUCUAUAGAGGCCACCUGUCUAUAGUGGCCACUUUUGCAGUCUCCCUCUAGUGGCCGCUAUAGACAAGUUUGACUGUAUCUUCCAAAUCCAGCUAAAACCAUCUGAAAGUGACAGUGCUUCUCUUCAUUUACUGUGUGUUGUUGUGCCUCAGCAGCCUAGGUUAUUUCCUGUUUGGGUUUCAGCAACGUCUUUUGUGUUUUGGCUGCUGCUUGGUUUUCAGCAGUACACUAGAUUAUUGUUCCUGCUAGGUUAGCAGCGCUGUUAUGUUCACUUGUACAUUUUUCCCUGCUAUUAUUUUUCUAGCAGCGUUUUUUGUAUCCUGUUUUGUGGCUUAUCCCCGUGUGAUUUCUGUUGUACUUUUUGGACUGUAAAUUUUUGUGUUUCCACAUCUUGGGUUCCGUACACUGGCUUGCACCGCUUGUGACCACUGAUCUGUACUAAUAAGUCUGGAUAGCUCAUACGUCGCACCCGCCCGUACAAGCCGCUGAAGCCAAAGAGACGCCAUCUUGCCACUCACAUCUCGACUACAUUGGCACAGCGUACAUAGUGUACAAAGCAGAUGAAGAGGCUCGCAGAACAUCUAUGUUUUACAUUAAAAAGCGGGGAGAUUCUCCCAUUCCUUCGAGUAACGCAACCUUCGUCCCUUAAAAACGAUUUGAUACGUUAUUCUCUAUCUUUUGGCAAUAUUAAAUGUACUUUUUCCCCUUCCAAUUCUCAUUGCCUUUGGGACAAAAUUGUACUGUGCACCCUGGCUCAGCACUCCCCUAUAGCAAUGAUAGUUUUACUCCUCUAGAAAGAGAUUUUAGUUUUAACUGCAAAUCCCAUCCCUUUUUUCCACUAAAAUCCAUGGUCAUGAUCCUUUACUUUGUUUUCUUACUUUCAUACAAUUCACUAUGCUCUCUUCUGUACAAAAUAUGAAUCAUAAAAGAGAGUGACUUUGGACAACUUUUAAAAUCAUUUAAUAUUUUUCUGAUUUUUUUUUUGAUUUUUUUUGUUUGUGUUAGAAAUAACCUCUUUUCUGAUAUAGAAAUAUAUUUUAACAAAAACCACAGGAAUAAUAUGUAAUAUAAUAUGUAAUAAUAUAUAAACAUGUGGGGGUUCAUUUGAAAUUCGGGUAAACAAAGAAAAAAACCCGUAUUUUUUUAUAUUUGCAAGCAACCGCAAAUGAUUUAGUAGUCUAGUUGCGGUUGUUUGUUUACAUAUCCCCCACGGCCCCCCAUGUAAAGCCGUUAUGACUCAGGUAUGGUAUGAUAUCAACAGAAUUUUUAAAAAUGAUCAUACCCGAGUCCUUAAGACUAAGCUCAAGCACACCUGAUGUGCGAGGUUAGUCUGAAGACUAACCACCUGAACCAUGUUGUAGUCAAUAUGUAUUCUUUACUUGCGUAUCUUGCUUGCUGCUGUAACAAGUGAAUUUCCCCGCUGUGGGAUAAAUAAAGUACAAUACAAUACAAAAAUUAAAAAAAAAAAAAAUUAGGGUAUAUAAGGUGAAUAAUCCAGUGUAUUCACGUAAAUCACUUACAGUUCUGCUUACAGACUCUCUCCACAUCCCAUAUGUUAAGUCUAAUUCAAAUUUGCUAAAAUGAGUCAAAACACACAAUAAACAUAUUUAAAGAUGGCGGGCCGCCAUUUGAAGAGGCCUGGUGCACAUAAUCACACUGCAUAAUAUACAGCAAAGUUAUACAGUAGACGCCCCUACAAGGUAAAUAAUCCGUUCCAAGAACCUUUAUGUUAUAGGGAUUUUAUGUUAUACAGAGUGUAAAAUACAUGUAAAUAGCCUAAUCCGUUCCAAGAUCUUCCCAAACUCACCCCUUUGGCCCUCAAAAAAUUCAAAGUCCACCAAAUGUGGUGGGAAAAUAUAACAAAACAGCAUAAACAUAGUAGAGUAACAUCCCAAUAUAAAAUAAGGUAAAUAAGGUAUAAUAGUCGAUGGGGAACGGCCGUAUAGUCUAGCAACAUCACUUAAUUUCAUACCACCGUCAUGCUUCUGGAUCAUUUCCUGCUUUGUUUCGAUCGACAACUUUUCCAUUUUUUUUCUUCUCACUUACACUUGGUUUAGGGCCCAUGACUCCGGUAAUUUUAACACAAAAGUAAAUUAAGAAGAGAUUUCAAUGCGUGCAACCUAGUUUAAGGGCGACUAAGCUGAAGGGAGCUCACAUACAAACUGGACGCACUGGAUAAGUCAGCCAAUGAGAUAAGAGCGUAGGCGGUGCCCCGAUAAUCACCCAAUGAGAUAAGAGCGUAGGCGGUGCCCCGAUAAUCAGCCAAUGAGAUAAGAACGUAGGCGGUGCCCCGAUAAUCAGCCAAUGAGAUGAGCGCGUAGGCGAAUUGGUGUGAAAUAUAAGCUUCAUACACUGCAUUUGAUUACAGAAUCCACCAUGGAUGACGAGUUUACUUGGACAAGACGGUCGCCAAAUUCACCCACAGAGUACGGGUUGUGAAGGUCAAGGGAGCGUUCCAACUCUCCCGAUCACCAAUCAAGUCAUGGAAGCGAUGGAGGAUGUUUCACUUCUUGUUCUCAAUCAUCAGUGGGCUCAACUCCCAGACGCUCAUCUUCCAGAUAUGUUAAGAUAAUCAACUUAGACAUUGUUGGCAACCUAUUUUUUGGGAAGGGGGUAGAAACAAAGUGCACUAAUAAGGAAAUCCUACACACACGAAAACUCUGGAACAGUCAUAGAAUUAGAAAAUUGUCAUUUCCAGGCCUUGGAAAAGUCAGGGAAAUUGAUUUCACAUAGCUUUUCCUCAGUUCACGUAAUCAUUCAAAGCAUUUUCCUGUCAUUUUCUUGUCUCAUGUGUGCCAUGUUGGUGUUCCAGGGCAGUCCCGCUCUAGAAGGGAGCGUCCCAACACUUCCAAUCACCGAUCAAGCCGUUGAAGUGCUACACCUUCCACUCUAGGACACUCAACAUCCAGACAUGGAGAGAAACAGCAGAACACUCUGACACCUUCUCUGGUCCAGCUGCAGGAUCACCUGUUGGAGAGCGCUACACUGUAUAACGGAAGAUACACUGCUCAAAAAAACUAGAGGAACACUUCGAAAACACAUCAGAUCUAAACUGGGGGAAAAAUGAUCUUGAAUAUCUUUCCUGAUAAUAAGUGGGUGAUGUAUUAGUAACAAAAUGAUGCCACAUCAUUUGAUAGAAAUGAAAAUGAUCACCCUAUAGAGGGGGGAAAUCAAAGACACCCCAAAAAUGAAAGUGAAAAAAUGAUGCAGCACACUGGUCCAUUUGGCUAAAAUGUCAUUGUAGCAACUCAAAAUGAUUCUCAGUAGUUUGUGUGGCCCCCACGUGCUUGUACGCAUGCCUGACAACGUCGGGGCAUGCUCCUAAUGAGACUACGGAUGGUGUCCUGGGGGAUCUCCUCCUAGAUCUGGACCAAGUUGGCAAUGCUUCUCCCUUGGGCAUUUAUGUGUGGAGUUUGCAUGUUCUCCCUGUGUGUGCGUGGGUUUUCUCCGGGUACUCCGGUUUCCUCCCACAUUCCAAAAACAUGCAUGUUAGGUUCAUUGGAGACUCUAAAUUGUCCAUAGGUAUGAAUGUGAGUGUGAAUGGUUGUUUGUCUAUAUGUGCCCUGCGAUUGGCUGGCAACCAGUCCAGGGUGUACCCCGCCUGUCGCCCGAAGUCAGCUGGGAUAGGCUCCAGCAUGCCCCCGCGACCCUAAAAGAGGAGAAGCGGUAUAGAAAAUGGAUGGAUGGAUGGAUGGACCAACACUAUGUUUGCAUAUUAUUAUGUAUGCUAUAAUUACACUUUAAAAUAUUGAUUUUCACAGAUCUACCAUCCCCAACACAGAUAAAAUAGGUCUUAUUCCCAAAAUGGUUACCCACCCCUGUGCCAGCUGGAAUGGUGCUAAAUUUUAAAUGUGUAGAAUUUAGGGGCUGUAAAAUGUCUGUUGUAAAUACAGUGAAAUACUAAAACUAUGAACUCUUUUCACAUAGAUUUCACAGUUAAGUACGAUUGGCGGUAAGAACAUCACGGACUGCACAACAAAGAUCUUGGACAGGAUGAUGACAAACUCCCUGAUGUCUUCAUUCAAUAUGAAGGGCCCCAGUUCCAAAAGGGCAUUCCAACCGACAGAACUUUACGCCAUUGUGACAGGCACAUAUGGAGUUGCACAACUCUAGUUGGGGUUUUUUUCUUAAUGGAUUUUUCUGUCUAGAAAUUUGAAAUGCGACAACGCAAACAUUUUUGUUGUUCAUUUGAUUGUUUUGUGUAAUUAGGAAUAAACAAAUGUUGAUUACAUAUGAUUUUCUUUGUCAUUGCAGCUGCUGUCUAAAACUAGGACAGCAAAGCCACAGACCAUGAAAGUUCACGUACUAUGCAGACCAUUUCAAACAUGCUCCUGGGCGGUCUGGUGGUGGAGGCUAUCCUAAAAAAUAAAACAGUACAGGCAGACUCAUCACACAACAACUUGGAACAUGCAGAGCAAGCUGGACAUGGCGGGCAAGAAGCCUCCAAAGGCCUUUAUCCUCCAGGUGGCCACCAUCCGCUUGACCUUCGUGAUUGGACUCAUCUUCAUCGCCAUGCCAUUGGCUGAAGCAGUGAAGGGCGUGAGGUUGAAUGAAUCUACGAUUGAGCGUGGUACCUCACUACUGACUACUGACAAAGCAGGAAACAGCCAGGAUCUGACCGGAUAUAUGACGAUGAUUGUUCAGGAAUUUCAGAAGCUGAAAGAACAGAUGACGGAGCAGACAGGACAGAUGAAGAAGAUGACCAGUAAGGUGGAGGAGAUGACUGACGAGUCGAAGGAUCUUCUGAUGAAAGCAGGCUGUUGCACUCUGCCGUGGCAAUACCAUGACAAAAGAUGUUACCUGUAUGUCAAGGAGUGGGAGACCUGGGAUGAUGCUCAGAACUACUGCGUAGCCAAGGGUGGACGUUUGGCCUCAGUUCACACCAAAGCCACGUAUGACUUCCUCAUUGGAUUGGCUGGUAGUAGCCAGGAUACUUGGGUUGGGGGCCACAAAGAGAAUCAGGAGUGGAAAUGGAUUGAUGGUUCCACGUUUCGUGUGAAGGAGGAUGGAGAGGCAGACAGCAAGGUUGCGAGAUGGGGAUCAGGCGAGCCCAAUAACGUGGGUGAUAACGAAAAUUGUGUGGACAUACGGAAAGAAGGACUCAAUGAUUCGCCGUGCUCUACGACGCGCCCAUUUCUUUGUCAGCUGUGACGGGAUGGUCUCGGCUGUGUGACGGCUGCUCCUUCAAGGACGUCGGUGCUGAAAGAUCACCACUCUGCCUUCAAUUCGGUUGCUUUCAUGAAUCCUGAUCAUAAUCGGCGUGCACAUGAUCCCAAACAACCUGCGAGACACCAAUUUGCAAACUAAAGCUCGUCCUGUUUGCAGUUGAGGAGCUAACACAAGCCAUCACACAGAAAAUGAAGCAUUCACAUUUUUAGUCAACAUUUUGGAGCAGCAUCUGUGUUAGCAUUGAAUCACUUAUUGAAAUUGGCUCAUUUUCUACAUUUUGAUGAUGCACACAGCAAAUAACAAGCUGCUCCCUGACAAGACGGGACAAAUAGAAACACACCUAAAACACAACAUCAUCAGUCAUACAGUUAAAGAAAAAGUGAAAUUGUCCACAUGUAUGAAUGUGAGCGUGAAUGCUCGUGUGCCCUGCCAUUGGCUGGCCACCGCCUCUGGCCCAGAGUCAGCCGGGAUGGGCUCCGGCACACCCCCGCGACCCUAGUGAAACGUUGAAGAUGUUCGAUGCGCCAACACCACAAACCUUCAGCAUAUCUGUGAGGGAUCCAAAACAAGGUAGUGAUAUGAUAGAUCCAUUUCAAGAAACAGCGCUAAUGUGAUUUUCCCAAAGAAAGAAUGCUGAAGAGUGCUGUGGUGGUGCUUUCUUAAUAUUUGAUAUGAUGAUCAGCAGCGUGUAUCCAUCACAGAAUGUCAUCCUUUUCAUUUACUGUAGCUUAGACCCUGCUGUGGAUAUGGGAUGGAUACUUGGCUGGAAUGUGACGUAUGUCGAGUGUAAUGGCGUGAUCCAGUUGUGCACACGCUUGGAUGGCUUUGCAAACUGUUGGCGUACGGGCUGAUGCCAAUCAUUUGUUUUCACGUCUAACAUUGAGGGCGCAUUGGAACUUUGGAAGGUGUUGCACGCAUGAGAUCGUGGGCACGUAAGCCCCACCCCGCGUAACGCACGCUCACCAGCUAUGUUAAACUAAGAUAGCCUAUAGCAAACACAAUUUGUCAAUUUUGAUGCUAAUUGGGAAAAGUCUCCAUGCUUUUUGUUAUUGAAAGCACUAUGCUAACAUGCUAGCUGCCGCUUGGUUAACCUUGAGCGUUGCAAACGGUCCCUUGAUUGUUUAUGCUACUGAUUGACUUGUUUCAGUAGGGGUGUCACCAUCUGGUCUUCAUCAGGACCAGACCAUAUUUGAAAAUGACUUAGAAAACUACAAAGAACUCCCAGGACUUGUUUAUCAGUCCAGUGAUGCUGGAAAUGCCUGCAAGUGUAAUGUGUUGCCCGGCCCACUGCCACUUCCAUAUUGUGCGUGUUAUCAUUGACAGUAGCGAUGCCAUAGUUGAGUCUGAUGGGCUCUUGGCUGCCCUGUUCCUGCCAGUCAUGUGCUGACACCCCGAUGAUGUGUUUUUCAUCAUGAUACAGCAUUUCACACGUUAUUCCAAUAUGUGCUACUGGAUGUUGGAAUUGCCUUUGGAAUCAAUAAAGUAUACUUUAGUUGGCACCAGUGGUCUCCUGAUGCUUAGUCCUUCACAUCCUCAUGCCGAAAGGCCGAGCGCAGGUGGAAGAAAGAUGGUCUGCAAGGUUCCUUUGAAACCCUCAAAGCCAGUUGGAGGCGUUAUCAAAACAUAGUGAAGGCUGAGAAAACAAAAUACCUCUCAGAUGUG
Messenger RNA from Dunckerocampus dactyliophorus (ringed pipefish), 8246 nucleotides. RefSeq names its product lactose-binding lectin l-2-like. Bases 5823 to 6566 code for a protein of 247 amino acids. The record is from RefSeq and is a predicted model, not a curated record. Lineage: Eukaryota; Metazoa; Chordata; Actinopteri; Syngnathiformes; Syngnathidae. The transcript is spliced from 13 exons.